Messenger RNA from Cyprinus carpio (common carp), 2012 nucleotides. RefSeq lists its product as uncharacterized. Gene Ontology annotation, biological process: regulation of transcription by RNA polymerase II. Lineage: Eukaryota; Metazoa; Chordata; Actinopteri; Cypriniformes; Cyprinidae. Gene Ontology annotation, cellular component: nucleus. Gene Ontology annotation, molecular function: RNA polymerase II cis-regulatory region sequence-specific DNA binding; DNA-binding transcription activator activity, RNA polymerase II-specific. The record is from RefSeq and is a predicted model, not a curated record.
AGAAGAUGAGAGAUCCAGAACCUGAGCAGAAUCAAACACACCAGAAGAUACUGAACAACAAACAGAAAUUGAUGUUCAGUGAAACUCCUCCCACAACAAUCACACAUUCACUGAUUCACCAAUAAAUGCUGGAAUAUUCCCAUCAAUUCACAAGUGAAGACGAGCAGGAAGAGCUGAAAUCUGCAAAGAGUGAGUUUAUUACAGAGGGACAGAGAGAAGAGGAGAGAUCCAGAACACUGCAGAAUUAAAUACACUGAAGAACAAACAGUCCUGCAGAAGCACCAGAAAGUUCAUACAAAGGAGAAGCCACAUUCAUGUGAUCUGUGUGGAAAGAGUUUUGCACGUCUCAAAAAAAAAAAAAAAAAACAUUCAGAAAAUGCAUACUGGUGUGAGAGAGUACAUGUGCACUGAGUGUAAAAAGACUUUUACUCCAGCAAACAGUUUAAAACAGCAUGAGAGGAUACACUCUGAAGAAAAACCUUACAUGUGUUUACACUGUGACAAGAGAUUCAGUGAUUCAGGUCACGUAAAAACACAUGAGAAGAUCUACACUGGAGAGAAACCACACUCAUGUUAUCAGUGCGGGAAGAGAUUCACAAUAAAUAGGAAACCUUACAGUACACAUGAGAGUUCAUACUGGAGAGAAACCGUUCACUUGUGAUCAAUGUGGGAAGAGUUUUACACAAUCAGCAAACCUUAAGGAUCACAUGAACAUCCACACUAGAGAGAAACCGUAUGCAUGUGAUCAAUGCGGUAAAACAUUUAUGCGGGCUUCAAUACUGAACAGACACUUGAAAGUUCAUACAAAGAAGAAGACACAUUCAUGUCAUUUGUGUGGAAAGAGUUUUUCACGUCUACAAAGUUUGAAGGAACAUCAGAAAAUACAUACUGGUGUGAGAGAGUACAUGUGCUUUGAGUGUGAAAAGACUUUUACUACAGCAAACGGUUUAAAACAGCAUGAGAGGAUACACACUGGAGAAAAACCUGGAGAGAAACCGUUCACUUGUGAUCAAUGUGGAAAGAGUUUUACACAAUCAGCAAACCUUAAGGAUCACAUGAACAUCCACACUAGAGAGAAACCGUAUGCAUGUGAUCAAUGCGGUAAAACAUUUAUGCGGGCUUCAAUACUGAACAGACACUUGAAAGUUCAUACAAAGAAGAAGACACAUUCAUGUCAUUUGUGUGGAAAGAGUUUUUCACGUCUACAAAGUUUGAAGGAACAUCAGAAAAUACAUACUGCUUUGAGAGAGUACAUGUACUUUGAGUGUGAAAAGACUUUUACUUCAGCAAACAGUUUAAAACAGCAUGAGAGGAUUCACUCUGGAGAAAAACCUGGAGAGAAACCGUUCACUUGUGAUCAAUGUGGAAAGAGUUUUACACAAUCAGCAAACCUUAAGGAUCACAUGAACAUCCACACUGGAGAGAAACCGUAUGCAUGUGAUCAAUGCGGUAAAACAUUUAUGCGGGCUUCAAUACUGAACAGACACUUGAAAGUUCAUACAAAGGAGAAGACACAUUCAUGUCAUUUGUGUGGAAAGAGUUUUUCACGUCUACAAAGUUUGAAGGAACAUCAGGAAAUACAUACUGCUUUGAGAGAGUACAUGUACUUUGAGUGUGAAAAGACUUUAGCAGACAGUUUAAAACAGCAUGAAAGGAUCCACACUGGAGAGAAACCACACUCAUGUGAUCAGUGCGGGAAGAGAUUCACAAUAAAAGGAAACCUUACGAGAGUUCAUACUGGAGAGAAACCGUUCACUUGUGAUCAAUGUGGGAAGAGUUUUACAUAAUCAGCAAACCUUAAGGAUCACUUGAAUAGCCACACUAGAGGGAAGUGGCACACAUGUGAUCAAUGCGGGAAAACAUUUAUGUGGGCUUCAAUACUGAACAAACACUUGAAAGUUCAUACAAAGGAGAAGCCACAUUCAUGUCGUGUGUGGAAAGAGUUUUUCACUUUUAUAAAGUUUGAAGGAACAUCAGAAAAUACAUACUGCUGUGAGAGAGUACAUGUAAUU